This is a messenger RNA of Clonostachys rhizophaga, 960 nucleotides long. The record is from the annotation of a GenBank genome assembly. Lineage: Eukaryota; Fungi; Ascomycota; Sordariomycetes; Hypocreales; Bionectriaceae.
AUGGCCGAACAAUUGAUCCUCAAGGGCACUCUCGAGGGCCACAAUGGCUGGGUCACCAGCCUGGCUACCUCCAUGGAGAACCCCAACAUGCUGCUCUCCGCCAGCCGAGACAAGACUCUGAUCAUCUGGAAUCUUACCCGUGACGAGACCCAAUACGGUUACCCCAAGCGAUCCCUCAAGGGUCACUCUCACAUCGUCUCUGACUGCGUCAUCUCCUCCGACGGCGCCUACGCUCUGUCUGCCUCUUGGGACAAGACUCUGCGUCUCUGGGAGCUCGCCACCGGUACCACCACCCGCCGAUUCGUUGGCCACAACAAGGACGUUCUUUCCGUCUCUUUCUCUGCCGACAACCGACAGAUCGUCUCCGGAUCCCGCGAUAACUCUAUCAAGCUCUGGAACACCCUCGGAGACUGCAAGUACACCAUCACCGACAACGGCCACACUGAGUGGGUUUCUUGCGUCCGCUUCAGCCCUAACCCCCAGAACCCCGUCAUUGUCUCCUCCGGCUGGGACAAGCUCGUCAAGGUAUGGGAGCUCAGCACCUGCAAGAUCCAGACUGACCACAUUGGCCACACUGGCUACAUCAACACCGUCACCAUCUCACCCGACGGCUCUCUCUGCGCCUCCGGUGGCAAGGACGGUACCACCAUGCUCUGGGACCUCAACGAGUCCAAGCACCUCUACUCCCUGAACGCCAACGACGAGAUCCACGCCCUCGUCUUCUCCCCCAACCGCUACUGGCUCUGCGCUGCUACCUCCAGCAGCAUCAUCAUCUUCGAUCUUGAGAAGAAGUCCAGGGUUGAUGAGCUUAAGCCCGAGUUCGCCUCCACCUCUACUGGCAACAAGAAGAGCCGGGAGCCCGAGUGUGUUUCUCUGGCCUGGUCUGCUGAUGGCCAGACCCUGUUCGCCGGUUACACCGACAACAUCAUCCGUGCUUGGGGUGUCAUGUCCAGGGCAUAA